UAGUGAGGCGUGGCUUUCACGGCGAGGAACUGGUACAUCUGUUGGGUUGCCGAUCCGAGUGAGGGGCUGAACUGGGAGAGGAACAUGGCGAGGCCCGCAGAUAAGUUACAAACCCCGGAGGAGAAAUCGCCGGGUCAGACCGUGCCGAGAUGGGGCCCACAGCACGCAGGUGCACGGGAACUCGCAAAUUUGUACUCGCCAGGUAAGCGGUGCCAGGAGUGGGUCAGUGUGCUCCUGUGUUUCUCCCUCAUGGCCUUCAACUUCGUCCAUCUCCUGACCAACUUCCACUUCAGCCACUUCUGGUCCAUCCUCCUGGGAAUCGUGGCAGGCAUUCUUACUGCAGACUUUGCCUCUGGAUUUGUACACUGGGGAGCAGAUACAUGGGGCUCAGUGGACCUGCCUAUUUUUGGAAAGGCCUUCAUCCGUCCGUUCAGAGAGCACCACAUUGACCCCACAGCCAUCACUCGCCACGACUUCAUCGAGACCAACGGGGACAACUGCAUGCUGACCCUCAUACCCUUAGCCAACAUGGCCUACUGCUUCCUCACACUCUCUCCUGCGGAGCAGUACCGUAACUACCCCUGGCACUGCUACGUGUUUGCGUUGGCCAUCUUUGUGACGCUGACCAAUCAGAUCCACAAGUGGUCGCACACGUACUUCGGGCUGCCGCUCUGGGUGCAGAAGCUUCAGGACUGGCACGUGAUCCUGCCCCGCAAACACCACCGCGUCCACCACGUAUCGCCCCACGAGACCUACUUCUGCAUCACCACAGGCUGGCUAAACUACCCACUGGAGAAGCUGGGUUUCUGGCGGAACCUUGAGGAGCUGAUCCAGGGGGUGACGGGGGAGAAGCCGCGAUCCGAUGACCUCAAGUGGGCCCACAAGACCCACUAACCAUACACACACACACACACACACACACACACACACACACAGCUUACAAGACCCACUAACCAUACACACACACACACACACACAGCUUACAAGACCCACUAACCAUACACACACACACACACACACACACACAGCUUACAAGACCCACUAACCAUACACACACACACACACACACACACACACACACACACACACAGCUUACAAGACCCACUAACCACACACACACACACACACACCACACACACAGCCCACAAGACCCACUAACCACAAACACCAUACACACACUAUACACACCACACACACACCCUAUACACACCACACACACACACACUAUACACACCACACACCACACACACACACACUAUACACACCACACACACAUACUAUACACACACACGAUACACAGCCCAUAAGACCCACUAACCCCUCAGAGACCAUACACAGUGCACACACACACACACACACACACACACACACACACACCAUACACCCCCCAUACACACAUAGCCAAUACACCCACCACACACACACACACACACACACACAUUCCAUACACCCACCACACACACACACAUACCCCAUACACCCACCACACACACACACACACACACACACACACAAACACACACGUCCCCGUCCAUACAGCAGCUGACUGGAGGCCCGGGUCCGUUGUGCGGUUCUGCUCCAGUGUCACCUGCUGUCUGUCUGCUGCAGCGCCUACCUCAGAGACCUCCACUGCAGCCGGCCCCCUCCUGCACACACACACACACACACACACACACCACCGCGGCUGGCCCUCUCCGCUCCGCGGGCAGGGGGGGGGGUCCUGAAGGACCACUCUGGAGGAUGCCCACCGCCGCAGUCACCCGGACCGGACCAGACCGGACUGGACCAAUCUGAUCCAGGCCUUUCUUCCUCGCCCUGAAGCGCGGACUCUUUGGGAGUGUGUGUGUGUGUGUGUGCUUUGCUUGAGCUGACUUUGCGAUUUAAAGCAAUACUCCCCCCGUAGUCUGAGACCUGUACUGACCAGCGGCUGCUCCCAGCUCACCCUUUACGCUACGCUCCUCAAGCCAUGGACACCUCCAGAGGCCGCCAAACAAACAAACAAACAAACAAAAGCACUUACUCUUUUUGGCAAAACGCCGGAUGUGUCUGAUAUCCGAACUGUGAAAAUACUUGAACCAGAAGGAGGAGGAGGACAUCCUCUCGUCUGCACCCAAGUGUUUUUCCUUUUUUUUAAGUUCUUUUCCGUUCCGUUUCCAUGGUGACAGAACAGGGCUGAACGCGAGGCCUGGGGACGUGUGCUCUUGUGUCGUCACGCUUCAGAGUCUCACAUGUGUGUCCCGCCGCCUCCAGCGCACCAGAUGGCGCUGUUUUGUUUUUGCUGCUGGUGUCCAGUGGGGCUCCAGCCACUUCAGUGUCUUCAUCCUGUGCUUGUGUCCUGAUGGGCAAAGCUGUCAGUUAUGCAGUUAUCUUUCAGGAGCCUUACCAGCCGGGGAGCACCUGACCCUGGAACCAGCCAGGCCCGGCUUAGGCCCGGUCUAGACCUGCUUUAGGCCCUGAUUUAGGUCUGUGUGUAGUCCAGAGUUGGUGGCUCUCCUGGCUCAGUGCAGUAGAACCGUUCUCGUAUGCUGGUCAGUGUGCCCUUCACUAAGCCUUUGCUUUUCUAGAACUUUCUAGAGCUCAGAACGCUACUUUUUUUUGUUUCAAACCAGGGCUCUGCCUUAUGCUGACAGGCAGAAAACACACACACACUCUCUUUCUCUGUCUGUCUCUCUCUCUCUCACACACACACACACACACACACACACACACACACACACACACACACACACACACACACACACACACACACACACACACACACACACACACACACACACAAUCACACGCACACACAUGCACACACACCAUUCCAGCUAUCAUGCCAAAUUCCACACCUCAAAACUUUUCUUCUCAUCACUGUAGUCCUUGGCAACAAUCAUCCCCGUGUUCAAAUGUCCUUGUUUGCGGUCAUUCCAAAAAAGUGCUUCUUUCUCGGUGCUGCAGUAAAGAUAAAAAUGCAAAUUGCGUGAAGUGACGAGGACCAGGGUUGCCAGGUUACCACAGCUUCCUCCCGGAAUAACAGCCAAUUUGUUAGUCUUAUCUGUUUGUUUUAAUCUCAAGCAUAUCGACUAGAGAUGUAUUACAAAUUGUCUCAACUUGUUUGAAACGAGUCCAACCCUACAGCCCUAUGCAGUCUGAUAUUUAGAUACCAUGUUAGGUCUUAAUUGGGAGUAUGUAAGAGCAUUGCAUGUCUGGCAGUGAGCUAUGUUUUUGUGUAUAAUCCUGCUUGCUUAAGGCUCUUGUGUAAGAGACGGAGGGACUUUACGGAGCGCAGUGGAGCAUUCUCUGUACAUGCCAUCAUCAGGCAGCUGCAGAGACGUACUGUGCUAGCAUCUAAGAUGGCCGACAGGCCUGUCUGUGACAAGCCAGACUCUGAUCUAAAGCCACAACAAAGUCAGGCCAUCGCACAUGGUUUCCAUGGGGACUUUCUUGUCACAUAUCUCCCACACACACACACACACACACACCGGUCCACACAUCCACAUGAUCCAAAGCCCCCCCCCACGCACACACACACACACAGACACACACUCGAGAAGUGUUCCCAGUGCUCCUUGCGCUCCUUACUGUCCUAUGUCAAGCUCGCCUGGCUUUGCUCUGCUGUCUGUUGUUUAGUAGAGGCAGAGCUAGCGCUCUCUAGCUGCAUGUGGAAAUGCCUGAGUAGGCUAUCUAAGUUAGCCAUCUUAAGAGUGACCUGUGGGGUUUGUAGUCUUUCGAGUGACCUGUGGGGUUUGUAGUCCUGGUGAGGUGGGGCCAGUGAGAGGAGUUGGUUCGUAGCUGGUUUACAGGAAGUGACAGAGUGGUUCUGUGUAGUUAAAGAUGUGGCAAAACCAAUGACUUUGGCAGGCAUCUGUCAUAUCCCUUCCAUAGUCACCCAGUGUGUGUGUGUGUGUGUGUGUGUGCGCGUGCGCGUUCCUGUCUGAAGUGCUUUAAAUGAAUGUCCGCUGCGGAGUAGCCUUACUGUACCUCAGCUUGGCCCUGCUGCCCAGCCCUGCCGCUGGGCCGGCCUCUUGCUCAGGUGAGACCCAACAGGUGUGCUCACUACAGAUCCGGCAAAAACAACGACACACACUAAAUUGUAACAUUGUAAUACUUAUGAAGCCGAGGCCCCCAAACGUAUCAGGUGUUGUUACAAAUAUCCUGUCAAUAUGAAAAACAGAGGGAGAGUGCACACUCAGAUGCUGCUCAGAUGGCACAAAGGAGUAAGAAGAGACAACGUGAGGAAGGCCACAGGCUGAAACCUUAGCGGUCGAAACCUUGUCUCUUUUUAAACGGUUGUGGCAGCUGAGCAGGCGGAGUGUCUGCGGUCCCCGUGUGUGUGUGUGUGUGUGUGUGUGUGUGUGUGUUUGUGUGUGUGUGUGAGUGAGUGAGUUGCGGUCCCUCAGUUUUUCAUAUCACCUAUUGCAUGACCAGCACUCCGCAACGUUCCCAGAUUCACUGUCACUUCCCCUUUUCAACACAACAACAUCCUGUUCAAUCAUGUCAUGUUGAGAUCAUUUCCUAUUUGAAAAGGUCAAAGGUCAGUAGAAACAAUGGCGAAGAGUGAAGAGGUUGGGACUUAUGUGUCUGAUUUAUAGAACAGGCAGUGAUGAGGAGUCGAUGCUACUUUUAUGGUAUGGUUUUCAAUAAUGAAAAGUCAAUCCAUUCUUUUCUGUAUAAAGAUAUAUGAUAAAGGGUCAUUUCAUCUUAUCUGUGCAAACAUCUAUAAUGAGGGGGUAAAUUCGAGCCACCACUAUGGUGUGUGCCAAUGAUGUCAUUAGGGUGAAGUGUAUGUCCUAGUGCUUUGGGGUUUAAGGUGUUUUAGGAGUUUUAGCCAGGUGAUUUCUAUGGUGGGAGGGAGUUUUAGCCAGGUGAUUUCUAUGGUGGGAGGGAGUGGGAGUCAGUCUGGUGGUUUCUAUGGUGAUGAGUGUGCUGGAGGACCUGUAUGUAAGGGGCGCGUAGGUGUUCCUAGUCGUGUGAAGCAGUAGAACUGGUGCUCUUGUGUUAAUGGAUCAUGCCAAACAUAGUGUCUUUACGUGACAGCCAUUUUUGUUUUUUUAAAUAUCAGCAUAGAUUCAUGUGCCGCUCACGCUCAGUGCAAUUCUCUCUAGGGUAUGUCAAGAUGGCUCUCUGCAGUGUAGGGGAGAAGGUAGCCUUGAGCCUAACCGUGUCGCCUGUAAGUGUGUGUUAGUUCCUGGACAGUGGUGGGCUUUUCUUAACGUUGUGUUGGGUGACUGGAAUACUCUGCCUAUAUUAGUCUGCCGUUGGGCUGCUGUUUUUGAGGUAUUUUACUGCGUGUCUUGCUAUUUUUUGUCGAUUGUCUGUCUGUAAGGACGGGGGCGGUCGGGUGGGGAGAUUUGGGUGGAGCUGGCUCUAGCCUACCCAUGAUGCCGUCUGAUUCUCUGGACCGAUGCGUGCCCUGACCCGACAGGGUUCUGGUCCAGAAAUGACCGACGUUCUACAACAAUCUCCUCACUCUCUGAAACCAUAGGCCAAAGGGGACUGUAAGCAGCAUCUUUUGCUAAUAAGCUAAUUAGCUUCAUCCCCCAUAUUCAUGAAGAGUUGUUUAUUACUACUCUGCAGAUUGAUAUUCUAAUGAAAUAAGAAGUUAUUUUAAUGUUAUCGCAGAUAAGGAUAAUAAUGCCUAACUGUUUCUGCAGCAACAGCCUUGUGGUAGAUAAUGGUGAAGAGAUGCAUUGUUGCCAGAGGCUGUGAUUUUCCCCAUAUUUCGGAAAGGGGGUUUGCUGAAGAAGAAAAAAAAACAUGCUUUUUAAACUAUGUUAUACUGAAAUAUCAAAAACCAUGCCUUGAUGCCUUUCUGUUGUCUCCCAUUUGGGAGUACUGUUGUACAUAUUAUAUUUAUAAAUAAACUUAAUAAAUAACUAUGACUACUUUUGUUGCUUUUUGAGUGUCAUUGAUUUGAGAUCUGUUGAAAUGUAUUAAAGAUGAGUUAAAUGUAUGCUAAAUGUUAUUCCGCAGGCUGAGAGAGACACACG
Molecule: messenger RNA, 5975 nt
Organism: Sardina pilchardus (European sardine)
Lineage: Eukaryota; Metazoa; Chordata; Actinopteri; Clupeiformes; Clupeidae
Gene: peds1b
Product: plasmanylethanolamine desaturase 1
Exons: 6
Coding region: 85-894 (269 amino acids)
Molecular function (GO): oxidoreductase activity
Source: RefSeq, a predicted model, not a curated record